AUGUCUGUCUCCAUUGAAACUACUCCUACUCCCGUGCCUGUGAAGCAGGAGGCACCCACUGUUGCUGCCACCAACAGACUGCCCGAGUUCAGUCUGGCCGGCAAGGUCGUUUGCGUCUCGGGCGCUGCUCGUGGCCUUGGUUUGACCCAGGCAGAGGCUCUGCUGGAAGCCGGCGCCCGUGUCUACGCUCUUGACCGUCUCGAAGAGCCUUCCCCUGACUUCUUCACCAUUCAGAAGCGUGCUAGAGAGGAACUGGGUGUUGACUUCCAGUACCGCCGUAUCGAUGUCCGUGACACUGUGCUCCUGCACAGCACGAUCGAAGCAAUCGCCAACGCCGAAGGCCGCAUGGAUGGCUUGGUGGCUGCCGCCGGAAUCCAGCAGGAAACCCCCGCCCUGGAGUACACAUCUCAGGACGCCAACAGAAUGUUCGAAGUCAAUGUCACCGGUGUUAUGAUGACUGCCCAGGCUGUCGCCAAACAGAUGAUUCGUUUUGGAAACGGAGGAAGCAUUGCGCUGAUUGCCAGUAUGAGCGGUACCAUUGCCAACCGGGGCCUCAUUUGCUCUGCUUACAACGCUAGCAAAGCUGCCGUGAUCCAGCUCGCCCGCAACCUCGCCUCCGAGUGGGGUCAGUACAACAUCCGCGUCAACACUAUUUCUCCCGGCUAUAUUGUCACUGCCAUGGUUGAGCAGCUCUUCGUCCAGUACCCCGAGCGCCGCGACGAGUGGCCCAAGCACAACAUGCUCGGACGUCUGUCCUCCCCCCAGGAGUACCGCGGUGCUGCCGUCUUCCUCCUCAGCGACGCUAGCAGCUUCAUGACUGGAAGCGACCUGCGCAUUGACGGAGGCCACGCCGCAUGGUAG
This is a messenger RNA of Aspergillus mulundensis, 861 nucleotides long. Its product is annotated as putative short chain dehydrogenase. Bases 1 to 861 code for a protein of 286 amino acids. Gene Ontology annotation, molecular function: oxidoreductase activity, acting on NAD(P)H, oxygen as acceptor. The record is from RefSeq and is a predicted model, not a curated record. Lineage: Eukaryota; Fungi; Ascomycota; Eurotiomycetes; Eurotiales; Aspergillaceae. The transcript has 3 exons. Gene Ontology annotation, cellular component: intracellular anatomical structure.